Messenger RNA from Nelumbo nucifera (sacred lotus), 1547 nucleotides. NCBI's taxonomy places the organism in Eukaryota, Viridiplantae, Streptophyta, Magnoliopsida, Proteales, Nelumbonaceae. The record is from RefSeq and is a predicted model, not a curated record.
AUUCCCAGAUUGAUGGUUGUUGUUAUUUGAAGCCAUGCCUGGGGUUGUUGGUGCUAUUAGUGAUGUUUGUUAUUGAUGCUAGUGUACUGUUGAGAAGUGCAUCCAAAAUUGUUGUAGGAGAAAUUGAAACCAGCACUAGAGUCUUUCUUAUGAGUGGCAACAUGGGCUGAAGGUGUAUUGGCUGAAACAGUGGUAUUAUGGCGUUCAAGCCACUUUUCAAAAUUAAGAAGGCUCUGCACAUCUGCAAGAGUCAAGUCAUCAAGUUGUUUAGUGACUGUGAUGACAAAUGUAUCAUAUUCUGCAGAAAAGCCACCAAGAAGAUAGUAUAUCAUGUCUGAGUCAGACAAAAUAAUUUGAUGCAGCCAGUGCAUCAUAAAGAGUCCUUUAAAUUUCUGUAUAUGAUCAGUAAUGGAGAGAUCCCCUUGGUUGACAUGGGCAAGUUCUAGUUUCAGAUCAUGCACCCGAGAUUUAUUAGAAGAGAAAAGUCAGUUCAGUCUAUCCCAGACUGACUUAGAAGUUGUGCAGCCCACAACUUCGGCUAAAAGCCUAAAACUUGUUCUGUUAAAAUGGAAAGAAUCCAACUAAGGAUCAAUUGAUCCUGUUCUUGCCAUGCAGAAUAAUCUGAGUUGAUAAUGUUUCCAUUUUUACCAUCAAUAAACUGUGAUGGGCAGGGGAGUGACCCAUCCACAUAGCCAAAAAGUUGGUGUCCUCUAAGAGCAGGAAUAACCUGAGCAGUCCAACGAUAAUUGCUUCUAUCAAGGCAAAUGGAAAUGAGAUUCAUGAAGUUUGACAAGGGAACCACUGUAAUAGUGCAAGCAGAUCCAUGAUUUGAAGAUUCUCCCUGAGUUUGUGCUGAUGCUCUAUUAUUUUCAGUAACAUCCAUGAAUGACAACAAGAGCUAUACCAUUUAAAAGUAAGACAUGGAAAUUGUUAAAGCUGCAUACAAAAGGAAAGCAUGGGAGUCUCAUCCUGAUCGAUUUCCAGCAAAUGAGAAACCUCAUGCAGAGUCCAAGUUUAAAUUAAUUUCAGAAGCAUAUUCAUGUCUGCAGACUGGAACAAAGCAGGAACUUUCUAGAGAAGCUACACAUGCACAAGUCGUGAGAUGGGGUGUUCCAAAAGUUCACGGGGGAAGAAAGAAUAAUGCUUUGGUUAAGGCCCCAUUUCUUUUUCUUGUUUUGGGGACAGUGACAUUGGGUGGCUUAAUUGCUGCGAGGGCUUAUCAAAAGCAAAAAGAAGCAUACCCUUCUCACAAUCCAUUUCUACCUUGAAUGAAAACCACAGGGUAAAGCAAUGUCAAACGUGCAUUCAUGCAUUUCCAAUUAUCUGGAUGAAUUUGUGCAUUUUGCUCCCCAUAAAUGCACCAAUUAGACAUGGCAAAUUAAAUGGAGAGAGAGUCUUGACGUGCUCUGGAGUUCAUGUACUGACGCUUUCUUUUCUCUCUUUAUCCAGUUUAUUUCAAAUUUUUGCAAGUGGUUGGGAAUCCUUCUCCUGGUGGAAAUGGAAUAUUGAAUAUGGGGGAACUAUGGAAAAGGAUGUGCUGGAUUAUG